This is a messenger RNA of Coccidioides posadasii C735 delta SOWgp, 6109 nucleotides long. The record is from RefSeq and is a predicted model, not a curated record. Lineage: Eukaryota; Fungi; Ascomycota; Eurotiomycetes; Onygenales; Onygenaceae.
AGGUCUCCGUGUUUUCUGACGCUUGCCCGGGUUCGAAGCAGUUCUCCUGGGCAGUCUGGAUCGGUGUGUGUGUGUGUGUGUGUGGCCUGAUACUCCUCAGUCGACGCGUCAACGCUCGGGAGAUUUUCACACGCGAUCCUUUCCGCUCUGGAUGCGACGACGAAAUUCAACAAAAGCUCUUACUAAAUCAUGACGCUGAUGAACGGGGGUGUGUAAUUGCAGGAAUGGAGUAGAAAACCUUGGUGGCUCGUAUUGGGGCUGUUUCUGCGCCGGGAGAGCGUUCCGGGGCCGAUAAUUUCUCGGAAUCGGCAGUGAGUCACGCCCCCGGGAAUGGGCCAAGCCGCCUCCUCAACCCCCCGAUGGAGCCCGAGCUUCCCCCGGAACUCGCCCACCACCACGCAGCAGCAAGGGGCCCUCCCCUGCAACCCCCCUUUUCCCCCUGACUGCGAGAGCUACGUGUGUACGAUGUACUGUGUACUGCAUACAGACAAUGCUUUAUUUCGAUUGGCAUCGAGAAGCAUAACGAGCGUGCAGGAGGAGGGGUGGUGGUGGUGGUGGUGGUGGGGGGGCCUGCAGAACGACAAAGAGAACUGCACCUGGAGCCAGCAGAUGAUCGUACGAUCGCGAAAAAGGCAAUGAAAGAAAAAAAUAUUAAAAAAAAUGAGCAGAAAAAAAAGCGAAAAGCUGAACGGCGGGCGGCGGAAAGGCACAGCCAGUCACGAGGCUGCGUUUCAAUACGGGAGGCCCCCGGUGGCUUGGGUGCAGCGGGCCAAUCAGCGGGCUGCUAUUCCCCGAAUGCGGUAUGGCGGCCGUAACGGGUUUCGCGCGGGCUGGAAAUUUUCGCUCGAAGUCGAUUCGGAGCGCCGCAGCUCGAUGGCCGAUUUCAUUGUUGCAGGCUGCAGCUAUUAAUUGAUUUCAUAUUUUUUUUAUAAUUUUUAUCUUUUGACUUCUUCUUCUUCUUCUUUUUCCUUCUUCUUUCUCUCCUAGACCAAGACGACUUUCUUUGAAGUGACAUCUCGCUCCUCAAACACAGGACUCUCCUCUCUUGAUUUUCUUCAGGGAGAAUUUAAAAAGGAGAGUUGUUCUCGAGGUUGUGCCUCUCUGCCUCUUUCGCAGUGUUACUCGGAUCAAUCACGAAACAGGUCAAAAACUACCCAACCGUCCACCACUCGACCGCCAGACAGACCCAGCGCUGUCUCAAGCCCUCUUUUCUUCUUAACCCCUACAACCCUUUCUUAGCCAUUGUGUGCGCGUUCAUUGACGGCUAAGGGUCGUCAGAUGAACCUGCGAUUUCAGAACUCCCCGAGUGCAGAUAAUCUCCUCUUCAAUCUGGAGAGGAAUCCAAUUAGAUAAAUGGUUUUUAAGCCAUUUACCCACCUCGCGCGUCAAACCUUCUCCAAAACCUUCGCCCAUGGCUACGCUCAAUCCGUAGUUGCGGCCUCUCAGUCCUCCUAUGCAUCCUCCGCCACCUCCUUAAACCAGAUCACCUCCGUUCCCGGAAAGUUCACUCGCACUGCCCAGCUCCAGAGUGCUUUCCAGAAUGCCUCCGGCUCCUCCUCGAGCGCCGGCGCAAAGGCCGGCCAUGCAGCCUCGAACUACGCCUCCGCUGAUUCCGGCCUAGCGGCCUACUUUGCAGCAUGGCAGCUGGCGCAGCAGACCGGCGAAGAUGGGGACUGGAAACAGUACCAGUUUACCCGGAGAAUCGGCUGGAAGGCUGGUGCCAAGGAAUCCAAGGAAGAGGAGAGUAAGCCCGAGAGGGAGUCGGCGGACGAACAGGAUAGCGCUUCCUUGUCCCACUCCAGUCUGAAUGACGGUCGAAGCGUGAGAAGCGUCGAAAGCGCCCCCGUCGACAAGGACGUCAGCGCCAGGGUCGACGAGGCCGUUGCUCGCGAGAUCCAGCAGAUCCAGGAAGCAGCGGAAUUGACCGACUCGGCUUCCGUGGUUGAUUCUGCUGAGCUCCUCGAAUCCAAGGAGGCUACCAGCGCCGAGAUCACCCCCGUAACUUCGGUCGAGGAUGUUGCCCCUUCGCCCAAGGCUCCAAGAACCCCAAGGACCCCGGUCCGAGCCUUGAGAUCCACACAGGCCACGAACGAGGAGUCUAACCGGAUCGUCGAACUCGCCGCUGCCAGAUCCUUCUCCCAAGUCCCCGUCGCUUUCGAGAAGCUGCUGAAAGAUGGCGUGGUCCCGAGUAUCGGGGCAUAUAACGCUCUCCUGCAGGCAGCCAUUUACCUGCAUUCCGACGUCUACCACGCCGUUCCCAAGGCCCUCGACAUCUACUCCGACAUGAUCCGUCGAAAUGUGAUGCCAAACGAACAGACGUACCAGACACUGGUCCGUCUUCUAUCUACCCGUGCCCUGGACUGCCAACACAUGGUCCAAAAUCUCGAACAAGCGCGAAUUCGCUACGGAGGCAUGGACGAACCUGGAAAGUCCCUCUUCCGAUCAAGCGAGGUGGAGCAUGAACUCUUGACUGAGGAUCAUUCUCUCUCCAUCGCUCUGAAACUGUUUACGCUGGCCACUUCGCGCCACCACGGCAUCGUCUUUUCGCUCGACAUCUACCGCAGUCUCCUGACCGCGUGUGCGAUGAAGGGCGAGGUUGACAAGAUGAUACAGAUUUUCGCCCACAUGGAGAAAAACAAGGUUGCUCCACAUGCUGCUAUGUUUCCCCCGAUGAUCGACGCCUUUGCUGCAGGCGGCGAUCUGAAGAGCGCCGUUGAAUGUUACAAUGAAUACAGGACCUUGGCCAUCGCGGAUGACAGCGGAGUCUUCGGUGUUGUCGACAGAAAAGACGGCGAAGUUUAUGCCGCUGUGGUCAAAGCUUACAUGAACUGCGGUAAAACCGAUGGCGCUCUUCGAUUUUUCGACAAGAUCAGAACCUCCUUUGACGGAGUUGAGAACCGGGAGCAGAGACUCAAGGUUGUAGAAGAUGUGAUCGUGAAGGACGGCAUGGUUCAGCACUCCAUCAAGGCCGGCAAUUUCGUUGAGGCCCUCAAGACUGCUCAGAACCGUCUUGGUGGAGAAUCUCUACGAUCCGCCGUUUUGAAAAUCUGCGAGAGCGCAGCGGAUGCGGGGGAGUCUGCCGUUGCUUCCGAAGCGUACGACCUCUUGUCUGCUGAGAAAACCGGCAGCGGCAGCAGCAGCCAAACCCCUGUCGUUGCCAUGAUGGCCAUGCAUAUCCGACAGGGAGAUCUUGUCUCGGCCAAAUCCCAGUGGGCUAUAUUAGCUUCCAAUGAUCACGUCAACGCGGAUCUCAUUCAGCCGACGGCCAUGUAUGCCGUUGCACUUCUUCGGAGUGGUCAAACUGAUGAAGGCCUCUCCCAAGCCCGCAACAUGUUUGCCAAGAUUAGGAAUGCCUCUCCCAAUAAACAAGGCCAACUCCGUGAAGAAAUCGAUGAGGCCAUUGACCUCUUCGGUCGCGUCCUCAUGCAAUCGUCGCCUGUUCUUUCAGCUCAUGCCGCCAUGACUCUGAUCUGGGCUAUGGUCGAGAAUGGUGGGCUGGUAUCGCCGGUUGCAGAACACGCCAUCGCCAGCCUCGGCCCCAUGGAGAUCUCCCAGCUCAGCGCCCACGAUCUCAAUCUCGCUCUUCAGGUCCAGGCAGGCAUGCUCAUCAAUGGAUCCCCGCUUUUUGACGCGGCGCAUCCUGCCCGUUUCGCCCACAUGCUUGAGCUGGCCAUGUCCACUGGGCUGCCGUUCAAUCACCACACGAAGCAGCUCUUAGACCAAGGCGUCUCUAAGGUCAGCGUUGCUCGUCCAGAGCUGUUGCGCAAAUGGCAGCAUUUCACACAGGGCUCCGCUAAACCGACAUUUGUGUCGCCGCGGUAUUCCCCCACCCAAAAGGUCUCCCCUGCCGUAAAGCCCACUCACCCUGAGGAUUCAUUUGAUCCCUAUGCUCAUUCAACUGAUUUCCGUGGUUCUUCCAUGAUUGCCGAAGAGCUUGAGAACACCCGUGGACGACCGGAAGAUCAUCUCAACACUGCAAUGAUCAAGUUCAGAAAUAUGCGUCGUAUUGGCAGACAUCCUCGAUAUAUCACCUAUGCCAAGCUCAUCACCGCUGCUGCCAAGUGCGGACGUAUGAAUCUUGUCCACGAGAUUUUGGGAAUGGCUAGACAUGAUGUUCCUCUAAUUCCACAGUACGGUGCGGUCAAGUACGGCUGGACCUCCAUCCUCGAUGCGAUGGUCGCAGCCAGCCUAACCGCUGGAGAACGCGGUCUUGCUGCCAAAUACCACCAAGAACUAUUGAACAUGGGCGCCGCACCUUCGGCGAACACUUUUGGUCUCUACAUCACCACCUUGAAGGAGUCGACGAAAACAUUCGACGAGGCAACGGAAGCCGUAAAAAUCUUCCACCGGGCCAUGUCUGAGGGAGUUGAACCCACGUCGUUUUUGUACAACGCGUUGAUCGGGAAACUCGGUAAGGCUCGUCGCAUCGAUGACUGCCUUCUCUACUUUGCGGAGAUGCGCGCCAAUGGUGUCCGUCCGACAAGUGUCACGUAUGGCACGAUAGUCAACGCACUCUGCAGGGUCAGCGAUGAACGUUUUGCUGAGGAGAUGUUCGACGAGAUGGAGUCGAUGCCGAACUACAAGCCGCGACCGGCGCCUUAUAAUUCGCUCAUCCAAUACUUCCUCAAUACAAAGCGUGAUCGAUUGAAGGUCCUGGCUUACUACGAACGGAUGAAGUCAAAGAACAUCGAACCAACGAUGCAUACGUACAAACUUCUCAUCGAUGCCUAUGCUUCAUUGGAGCCUGUUAAUAUGGAGGCUGCAGAGGGUGUCCUUGAGACCAUCCGGUCCACUGGCCAGCAACCCGAAGGUGUGCACUUCGCGUCUUUGGUUCAUGCCAAGGGAUGCGUAUUGCAUGACAUGGAAGGUGCCCGCAAAGUUUUCGACUCCGCGCUAUCCAGCCGUGCCGUCAGGCCACAGGCAUGUCUCUACCAGGCCCUCUUCGAAGCCAUGGUCGCCAACCACAAGGUCACCGAUACCCCCGCCCUUCUCGAGAGUAUGACGAAGGCGGGUGUUGAAAUGACACCGUACAUCGCCAACACUCUGAUUCACGGCUGGGCCACUGAGGGUAACGUGAACAACGCCAAGUCCGUGUACGAGAGUAUCGGUAUACAAAAGCGCGAACCCAGCACCUACGAAGCGAUGACUCGGGCAUUCUUAGCUGCCGAAGACCGCCAGAGUGCGUCUGCUGUUGUUCAGGAGAUGCUCUCCCGCGGAUAUCCAUCUGCUGUCGCCAGUAAAGUGGUCGAGCUCGUCAGCGGCGGCAACCCACCUACACCCGUCGGUGCAUGAUUGGAACUGGCUCUACUGGUGUUUUUUUCGGUCUCUACUGGAAUGCGUCACUGUGGUUUGAUUCGAUAUACACUCCAAAUUUCGCAUAGACACUUUUUAAAUCGUGUUUUCGACCUACCUUUUUUUUUUUUUUUUUAAGAAAAAAAGAAAGGAAGGAAAAAGAUUUUAUAUAUUUUUUUGUUUCGAAAAAGAUAUCCGGGUUCAUUUUUGAUUCAGCCCACAGCUUCUUUUCAUUUCCUUUCCAGUGAGAGAUAUACAUGCAUUUUUCUUCUUUUCUUUUUCCUUGUCUAAAAAAAAUUUUAAGAUUGUUUUUUGCAGCAUUCGGUACAUAAUCCAUAGCGGAUGGCGUUAACUUGGAUGAAGAUAUCUUACUUUUUUUGAUUUUAUUAUUUUCUCCUAUGUUAUUCGGCGGACUGGGUUCAAUUUUCCAACAUGGCUUGGGGACUUUGGCUUUUUCUUUUUUUUGCUAUUCUAUAGACACAUCUCUACUCUCUUCUGGAUCGAGGUACGAAUGGGCUCAUGAUGUAUUACCUUUUUUUGUUAUGACGUCAUGUAUCCUGGAUCUUGGAAGGCUAUAUAAUUGUGGCUUGGCGGCGAUAGAUAUGCUGUCCUUGCUACGCUGGAUAUAGGAAGAAGAAAGAAGAAAAUAUGACAUGGAAAUAUGUGUGAAUCAUGGGGUCCCCUGUAGGCAUUGUCGAUUCUGUUUGUUGAUAAAAAUGUAAUAAUACUCCGUUCCAUGGGCUGAUUUUCGGAACCGCUGAAAAAAGACUUCGUGGAAGGCCGGAAAACAAAACCAACGCAGAUAUCAGGCCAUUUU